AUGGAGCCAGUUGCUUCUCUGUAUUUUUCCCUGCCAGGCUUCCUUCUCUUCUCCCACCUGCUCAGCUCCUUUGCACCGGUCUCAGUCCAGUUUAAUGUCCUGGGACCAGCUUAUCCAGUCCUGGCUGUGGUGGGAGAAAACGUCAUGUUACGCUGCCACCUGUCACCUGAGAAAAACGCUGAGGAUAUGGAGGUGCGGUGGUUCCGGGCGCAGUUUUCCCCUGCGGUGUUCGUGUACAAGGGCAGGCGGGAGAGAACAGACGAGCAGAUGGAGCAAUACCGGGGAAGAACAACUUUUGUGAGUGAAGCCAUCAGCGAGGGGAGUGUGGGGCUGAUCAUACACAACGUCACCGCCCACGAAAACGGCUUCUACUGCUGUUAUUUUCAAGAAGGCAGAUCUUACGAUGAGGCCAUCGUGCACCUGAUAGUGAUAAGCCUGGGCUCUAAACCCGUUAUUGAAAUGAAGGGCCUCGAGGAUGGAGGCAUCCGGCUGGAGUGUAUAUCUGCAGGGUGGUACCCAAAGCCCCAAGCUGUGUGGAGGGACCCUCAUGGUGAGACCAUGCCCCCCCUGGAAGAGUCUUACACUGUGAGUGCAGAUGGGCUCUUUCUGGUCACCACGGCUGUGAUCAUCAGGGACCAUUUGGUGAGGAACAUGUCCUGCUCUGUCAGCAACACCCUGCUCAACCAGGAGAAGGAAACUGUGAUUUUCAUUCCAGAAUCCUUUAUUCCCAGAACAUCUCCCUGGAUGGUGGCCCUGGCAGUCAUCCUGCCCACUCUGCCUCUCCUCAUUGCUGGGAGCAUCUAUCUCAUCAAGAAACUCCAGCUGGGAAAAAAGAUUCUGUCCAUGCAAAAAGAAGCUGAUAAUGAAGAGAAAGAAAUUACACGUAAGGAACUGGGGAAAGAACGUGUGGAAAAAGAGAAAGAAUGCCAAACAAAAGAGCAACUUCAAGAAGAAUUGCGAUGGAGAAGAAGCCUCUUACAUGCGGCUGAUGUGGUCCUGGACCCAGACACUGCUCAUCCUGAGCUCUUCCUGUCAGAGGACCAGAGAAGUGUGAGAAGGGGCCCUUCCAGGCAGAGCGUGCCUGACAACCCGGAGAGAUUCGACUGUUGGCCUUGUGUCCUGGGCCUGGAGAGCUACUCCUUAGGGAGACAUUUCUGGGAGGUGGAUGUCGAAAACGUGAUGGUGUGGGCUGUGGGGGUUUGUAGAGACAAUGUUGAGAGAAAAGGGGAGGCCCUCCUGGUUCCUCAGAAUGGCUUCUGGACCCUGGAGAUGUUUGAGAACCAAUACCGUGCCCUCUCCUCCCCAGAGAAGAUUCUCCCCCUGAAAGAGCGUCUUCACCGGGUGGGCGUCUUCCUGGACUGUGAAGCUGGAGAUGUGUCCUUCUAUAACAUGAAGGACAGGUCACACAUCUACACAUGUCCCCGUUCACCCUUCUCUGGGCCCCUGAGGCCCUUCUUCAGGCUGGGAUCCGAUGACAGCCCCCUCUAUAUCUGUCCAUCGUUUAGAGGGGCCCAGGGGGUCACAGUGCCUGAGGGGGGCCUGGUCCUUUACAGGGCAGAGACCCACCACACCCACCAAUUCCCUGGUCUCAGAGCCAGGUAG
Molecule: messenger RNA, 1602 nt
Organism: Budorcas taxicolor (takin)
Lineage: Eukaryota; Metazoa; Chordata; Mammalia; Artiodactyla; Bovidae
Product: butyrophilin subfamily 2 member A2-like
Exons: 7
Coding region: 1-1602 (533 amino acids)
Biological process (GO): regulation of cytokine production; T cell receptor signaling pathway
Cellular component (GO): external side of plasma membrane
Molecular function (GO): signaling receptor binding
Source: RefSeq, a predicted model, not a curated record